UGAGCUCCGAAACGUCACCAUAUUUCAGCAUUCAGUCCAGUGCUCUUCUUCCACUUCACACGGUGUCCGAAGCGUCAUCUCCCACAUCACCACCCACCCCCGCGAUCUCCGUUCCCCGAACAUGGAUUCGAUGGUGCGACAGAUACUGUUCGUCUUGAUGGCGAGCAUCAGCAUCGUGUUCUGCGAACCACCCCUCAGCAAUCAGUAUGGCGUACCCGGAAAUUACGCAGGUGGAGGUCAUCAUGGGGCACAAGGUGGUGGGAACGGAUUUGGGGGCCAUUAUGGUGGGCACGAUAAUCAAGAUUACACAGAUAAUGAGCCCAAGGCCUACGAGUUCGGUUAUUCCGUGAAGGAUCAGGCUACCGGAAAUGAUUUCGGUAGGCAAGAGACGAGCGACGGCGAGACCGUUCGCGGCGAGUAUCGGGUGCAGCUUCCGGACGGUAGGACACAGAUCGUUACUUACACCGCCGACUGGAGGACCGGUUUUCACGCCGAUGUGAGAUACGAGGGUACCGCGAAUUAUCCGGAUCAGUACAACACGCAGAACGCCGGGUACGGCGGUCAAGGUUUCGGCUAUCAGGGAAAUCAAAUCGGUGGUGGAGGCAGCGGAUACCCUGGAGGUGGUAACCAGGGCGGUUACAACUAUCCACAAUCAGGCGGUGGACACUAUCAGUUUGGGUCUAAUUCCAUAGACAGCAGUUAUAACAAUAUUGGUACGAGGAAUAAUUACCCGUCACCCACAUAUGGUCCUGCUUUCCAUUAGAAUAUACAAUAAAGUAUUUUAUAGGAUUAAUGCUUCCUCUUUUAUGAAUGUAGUCUUUUUUCCAAUAAAGACAUUUUUUUCAUAAUAAA
Pogonomyrmex barbatus (red harvester ant) is the source of this 852-nucleotide messenger RNA. RefSeq lists its product as uncharacterized. NCBI's taxonomy places the organism in Eukaryota, Metazoa, Arthropoda, Insecta, Hymenoptera, Formicidae. Gene Ontology annotation, cellular component: extracellular matrix. The record is from RefSeq and is a predicted model, not a curated record.